UGCCGCUGUCGCGGCGACGCGUCAGCGAGGGCGUCGAGGCGACGGCGCCGCCUAGUCAGCCGGCCGCGCUGCUCAUGCACCAGAACUCAGCGCCGUGCGGCGUGCCCGGGCUGCCGGCCGAGCAGCCGGCCUCCGCGCCGCUGCUGCCCGUCGUCAUCCAGUGGAAGAAGGGCGGCCAGGACGUGCAGCUGUGCGGCACGUUCACCGGCUGGAAGCCGAUCCCGAUGGCGCGCAGCGAGAGCAACAUGAACUCGGAGCACAUGAGCAUCGUCAACCUGCCCGAGGGCCGGCACGAGUACAAGUUCCGCAUCGACGGCGAGUGGGUGGUGGACGCCAGCGAGCCCACCACCGACGCGCCCGCCGGCGACAAGAACAACUACAUCACCGUCAAGGGCUCCGACUUCGCCGCGUGCGAGGCGCUCAACCUGGAGACCGUGCAGACGGGCGACAUGUCCGGCUCGCCGCCGGGGCGGUACGGCUGCGAGCCGCCGCCCACGCGCGCCGCGUCCUGGGACCACCGCUCGCCGGCGCAGCCGCCGGCGCUGCCUCCGCACCUGCUGCAGGUCAUCCUCAACAAGGACACGCCUGUCUCCUGCGAGCCCACGCUGCUGCCGGCGCCCAAUCACGUCAUGCUCAACCACCUGUACGCGCUGAGCAUCAAGGAAGGUGUGAUGGUGCUCAGCGCCACGCACCGCUACCGCAAGAAGUACGUGACCACGCUGCUGUACAAGCCCAUCUAGGGCGGGCCGGGGCAAGGCACCCCGCGCCCGCUCUGCUGGGGGAGGGAAGCGGGGCUGUCGCUGGCGGGUAGCCCGUCGGAUUGGUGCGGAGUACUGUGGGAGGUGCCGCGGCGUGAUCCGGAGAGGUAGGGAAGUCUGUGAUGGCGGAGGUAUACGCGUGCGGGCUGGACAACGUAUGCUUUGCCAGAAGGCGAUGGGGAUAUGACUUGGGAAGCAAAAGCUAUCAGUAUGGCAAGUAGCCACCGCUUAGGAACUAGUCACAGCAUUUUUAGUCUUCAGAUAUGCUCGUAAGAUGAACGAUAUUUGUUGUCGGAUUGUUUGUAAUUUGUUAGUCUCGUCAUCGCUGCCGUGUGCAGUAUCCCUUGAAUAUCUGGUGCGAUUUUCCGUUCGAUAAUGUCUCUCUCCACGCCCGGUAGGCGUCUAGGCCGUAAAUUCGACAAAUUCUACGUGAAAGAUUUAGAUGUACCGUUUGGAAGCCGCGUAAAUUCCCGAAAAACCUAGCUGUAGUUUUGUGCCCUUCGAUGUACUGAGUUCAUCGCCCUUACUUGCCUCCUGACAAUCAGCCCCUUGAGCGGGUACAGGGGCGGUUGAAAGCCUCGCUAUCGACUCACUGAUGGUGCAAUAUUGCUGGCCAGUCGGCGCGUGCGUGACCUCGGCGUGGCGCGUCGCCGAUGCCUUGGGUCGUUCGGUUCACGCCCGAUGCUUUGCUCUCCGCUCCGGAGGCAGCACCACGCGUUCAGUUCACGCCCGAUGCUUUACUCUCCGCUCCUGGGGCAGCACCACGCGUUCAGUUCACGCGCGAUGCUUUACUCUCCGUUCCGGAGGCAGCACCAUGCGUUCAGUUCUCGCUCAAUGCUUUACUCCCCGCUCCGGGGACAGCACGACGCGUUGUUCUCGUCCGGUGCUUUACUCUCCGCUCCGGGGGCAGCACGGCGCGUUCAGUUCUCGUCCGAUGCUUUACUCUCCGCUCCGGAGACAGCACGACGCGUUCAGUUCACGCGCGAUGCUUUACUCUCCGCUCCGGAGGCAGCACGACGCGACGGUGCUCGUGUAGGUGUAGCCGCGCCCAGCGGCGAGGGGUCUCGCCGACGCUGGAGCUGCCGGCGCUUUGAGCCACGCCCUUUCUCUGUUCGCGCCUCGCUUGCCUGUUCUCCUCUCCGCAUUCGUCAUGUCCAGCACCUGUGCGUGGGCCCAGUGUCUGGUCCGUGAUCGGGUUUUGUGUGGGCGUACAAACGGUUGGUCUCUCCCGCCUAUACUCAAUCAGCGACAUCAGGGGAACUGGGCGCAGACUUGAUGGCGUCGUGUUCGUGAUCUUAGCCUUACGCCAUGACAAGUCAUUUAUCUAGUUUUACGUCCGUGCGUACAUGCUAUGCGUAUGUGAAAUAAGUACUGCGAAAUAAAAACGUUUUACGUA
Pollicipes pollicipes is the source of this 2154-nucleotide messenger RNA. RefSeq names its product 5'-AMP-activated protein kinase subunit beta-1. Bases 75 to 740 code for a protein of 221 amino acids. NCBI's taxonomy places the organism in Eukaryota, Metazoa, Arthropoda, Thecostraca, Pollicipedomorpha, Pollicipedidae. The record is from RefSeq and is a predicted model, not a curated record. Gene Ontology annotation, molecular function: protein kinase binding. Gene Ontology annotation, biological process: signal transduction. Gene Ontology annotation, cellular component: nucleotide-activated protein kinase complex; cytoplasm; nucleus. The transcript has a single exon.